CAUUAAAAACUUUAUUGAUCACAUACACAUUCACAAAAUAUAACAACCAUUCACCGAUGAUUAAAUAGUAUGCGGUAAUACGAUUUCCAUUAUGUAUUAGUUUAUCAGACGUUUCUUCAUAACACAAACUAAUCAGUUUAGGAUAACAACAGGACGAAACUACAUUGUCUUCAAAGAGUUUUUGUCUUUUCAAAUAAACUGUGUGUAUCGUUUAAAAACGAAAGAAAGAUUAGCCAAGUUUAAAAUCGAUUUUUAUAAACAUUCGCUGUAAAAGCUUAAAGUAUAUCAGUGAUAUUCAUCCAGCGUAUAAAGUAGAUGUAUAUUUGUUAACACAGACAACUCGUUGUAUAAAACAGGUAUUUAAAGCUUAUAAAGCGACAGGUAAGGUGCUGUUACAAAAUUAUGGAAGUUCCUGGUCAAAAAGUGACGAAAGACAAAAAUGCCAAACUGUGUAGUUUAUGUGAAGAUUAUGAUAUAACAAGUAAUGCAGAUGGGUUUUGCGUAGAAUGUGGAGUCAACAUUUGCAAUUCAUGUUUUGUGAAACACAAAGGACGUAAAAGCAAUACAAAUCAUUCCUUAGUAUCAGUCGAUGAUUCGAGUUCGGUAAAGGUAACGGUUGGUGAUACGUACGAAACAUGCAAAGAGCACAAUGGGGAAUUUGUGAAAUUUUAUUGUCCAAAGCACGACCAAGUUGGCUGUGCAGAAUGCAUAAUUGUAUAUCAUAAUGGGUGCAAGUUAGAACUAGUUCGUAACAAAGCUGCUGCAUAUGAUAACAGUCCAGAAUAUAGAAAUCUUAGAAAGGAGAUGAAUAAAUGCAUGAAAGAGGCUGAAGACAGUCUAUCAUUGAUAAAGAGCAACCGAAAACAGCUUAUCGAGUUCUAUGAGCAAUUUGUUAGUGACGUGGAGGCAUUCACAGAUCAUGUAAUUGAGCGUAUAAACAAAAUGAAAAAGAAGGUUCUGAAUCAGGCAAAUGACAUAAUGUUGAAUGACAAGAGGAAAAUGGAAGAUCUGCAGAAGGAUAUCGACGAUAUGAUAGCUGAAUUGACACGACAAAACAAUGUACUGGAGUCAAAAUGUGACACUCCAAAUAACCUCUUUGUAGCAUCCCUACAAAUAAAGCCAGAACUGAAAAGAACGCAGCAGAACAUUGAUAGUUUUAGAAACAAGAAUAUUGUGACCCACUAUAAGUUCAUGCAAGACAAAAUGCUAGCUCAAUCAAUAACAGAAAGCCAUGCGAUUGGAAUGCUCAUUGAACAGUCGUUUGAACGGAGUGAACAUCAUCAACAAGAAUUUAAACAAGCUAAUACAACUGAUGAAGAAAAAGUUCAAGAUCCCUUACCUCAGGUCAGUCGAUUUAUUAAAAAUUUCCUUUAAUGUGUACGGUUCCUUUGAGAUUUUCAAGUGACGACACAUGAAACUCUUUAACUUUCAGAACACACGA
Molecule: messenger RNA, 1441 nt
Organism: Ruditapes philippinarum (Manila clam)
Lineage: Eukaryota; Metazoa; Mollusca; Bivalvia; Venerida; Veneridae
Product: E3 ubiquitin-protein ligase TRIM33-like
Exons: 3
Coding region: 403-1374 (323 amino acids)
Molecular function (GO): zinc ion binding
Source: RefSeq, a predicted model, not a curated record